UAAAUACCGAUUAUUACUUCAUCCUAUUUCAUCAGUACUUUUUCUACUUUCCUGUUCCUUCUAUUUCUUUAGCUCAAACCACAAAUGGAAAUGCCAGCACAACGGAUGGAAAUACCAGUCCAACAGCUACAAUGAAUAUUACAAGUGCCAAUGGAACAGCUCAAACAGAUGGAAAUACCAGCACAACAAAUGGAAAUAUCAGCCCAACAGCUCAAACCACAAAUGGAAAUGCCAGCACAACAGAUGGAAAUACCAGUCCAACAGCUACAAUGAAUAUUACAAGUGCCAAUGGAACAGCUCAAACAGAUGGAAAUACCAGCACAACAAAUGGAAAUAUCAGCCCAACAGUUCAAACAACAGUUGGAAAUGCAAGCACAACAGCUCAAAUGAAUAUUACAAGUGCCAAUGCAACAGUUGGUCCAGGGUGUUCAGCUCUACCAGUGCUCUGCUGCCCAGGUCACAAUAACAGCUGCUUUAGAGUGGGGUGUUUCUGUGAUGAGUACUGCAUGAUCGCUCGAGAUUGCUGUUCCGACUUUGGUUUAACCUGUGCACAAUUCCUCAAUUCAACAAACAGCAGUACUACUUCUCCACCUCCGACUGCAACCACAGUAAAUGGAACUGUAACGUCUAAUAGGUUUAAUACAUCAACUUCCACAUCUCCAGAUUUUCAGCCUGUGACACUUCACCUAAAAGUCUCUCUAUUAGCCCGUGAUAGAGAAAACAAAGACAGGAUUUCUGAAGCCUUAUCUAACUAUUUAUCUAGCAUCCUUCUCCAGCAGAGCUGUGAAAACUGCAUGACGAUCAAAAAAAUCAAAUUCAACUAAGCUCACAGGAACAGACCAGUAUAAAGUUAGCCAUCAGAAGUUCUCUUAGCCUUUUGUAUACAUUUAUCUUUUACUGGAGGCAGAUUUUAAUGUAACCUUUUAGGGGCUAUCUUUUUUCUUUUCCAAAAACUGAUACUUAUCCUGUUUCUGUAAAUCCAGACGGAAAAUAUACUACAAUAAACUAUUGAACAAUUGUGGUUGUUUAA
Cyprinodon tularosa is the source of this 1030-nucleotide messenger RNA. Its product is annotated as mucin-5AC. NCBI's taxonomy places the organism in Eukaryota, Metazoa, Chordata, Actinopteri, Cyprinodontiformes, Cyprinodontidae. The transcript has 12 exons. Bases 132 to 824 code for a protein of 230 amino acids. The record is from RefSeq and is a predicted model, not a curated record.